Candida tropicalis MYA-3404 is the source of this 2937-nucleotide messenger RNA. RefSeq lists its product as uncharacterized. Gene Ontology annotation, molecular function: DNA-binding transcription factor activity, RNA polymerase II-specific; zinc ion binding; RNA polymerase II transcription regulatory region sequence-specific DNA binding. The transcript has a single exon. Lineage: Eukaryota; Fungi; Ascomycota; Pichiomycetes; Serinales; Debaryomycetaceae. The record is from RefSeq and is a predicted model, not a curated record. The coding region runs from base 1 to 2937 and encodes 978 amino acids. Gene Ontology annotation, cellular component: nucleus. Gene Ontology annotation, biological process: negative regulation of transcription by RNA polymerase II.
AUGGAACCAGAUGAACAACAUGAUCCUGGGCUGAAGUUAAAACAAGCUGAUAGUCUGCAUAGGAAUGAACAACUACAGGAAGAAAUAGAAAUAGUUAUUGUCAAUGCUGAUGGAUCCAAUGCGAGAUCUCAUCUUGAUGAAGAUGACAAUGAUAAUUAUUCUUCCGAAAAUGAAGCCAGAACUUCUGAAGAAGAAGAAGAAGAUGAUGAUGAAGAAGAUGAUGAUGAAAUCCCUGAUGAAUCCUUAGGUACUACUAUCAUUCGAGAAAUUCAAGAUGGUACAUAUAUUUGUCUUGUUUGUACUGGAGAAAUUGAUAAAGAUUCUAAAAUUUGGACUUGUGAAGAAUGUUUUAGAGUUUAUGAUUUGGAUUGUAUUCAAGAUUGGGCUAUUCGAGGAUCAUCAACUAAAAAUAAAACUUGGAGAUGUCCAAGUUGUAAUUCAUCAAUUAAGAAAAUCCCAAGAAAAUUCACCUGUUGGUGUGGCAAAAUCACUGAUCCGGAGAAAAAUCCUUUGAUGCCAUUUAGUUGUGGAAAUUCAUGUAAUUAUAAAUAUGAAGAUUGUAUUCAUAAUUGUUUAAAUGUUUGUCAUCCAGGUAAACAUCCGAUUUGUGGUGCUAUGGGUCCAAUGAUGAGAUGUAAAUGUGGUAAAGAAGAAAGACAAUUACCUUGUUUAAUUACUCCUUAUGAUGAUGGUUGGAGAUGUGAAGAUGAGUGUAAUAUCAAAAUUUGUGAUUUGAAUCAUAAAUGUCAAAAAGGUUGUCAUUCUGGUUUUUGUGGGUUAUGUAAUGAAGUGAUCACCAUGAAAUGUUAUUGUGGGGAUACUGAUUUGUCCAUAAAAUGUCAUGAGAAAGAGAUUAAACCAUGUGAAAACGAGAAAGGCGAGAAAUGGAUUGGUAUUGGAUCAUGUGGCAAAACCAAGAAGGUUUAUUAUGAUUGUAAUGAACAUUAUGAUUUGAAAGAAUGUCAACCUCCAUUAUCGACCAUUCCUAAAUGUAAAUUCUCCCCAGAUGUUAUAUCCACUUGUUAUUGUGGUAAAACUAAAGUUGAUUUACAAAAUCGUUCUAAAUGUACUGACCCGGUUCCAGAAUGUGAAAAUGUCUGCGGUAAGUUAUUACCAUGUGGAUGUCACUGUAAAUUCAAGUGUCAUGAAGGUGAAUGUUAUUGUAUUUCUGUAUUUGAAACCAAAUGUGCUUGUGGUCAUGAAUCAUACUUGGCUCCAUGUAAAUUCAUUCAAUCAGGAGUUCAACCAAAAUGUGAGCAUAAAUGUUCAGUUUUAUUGAAUUGUCGUAAACAUUAUCAUCGUGUUGAAUGUUGUCCAUAUGAAAAAGUUGGUCUUGCAAGAGAACGUGACCGUAAAAAGGCAAUUAGAAACAACACAAGAAAUAAUGUCAAUCAUGAUAUUAUGACUAUAGAAGCAGCACAUAUUUGUACUAGAACUUGUAACAGAGUAAAAGCGUGUGGUAAACACGAAUGCCAUGCAUUGUGUCAUAGUGGACCUUGUGAAGUCUGUUUGGAGUCAACAAAUGAUGAUUUGAUUUGUCACUGUGGUAAGACAAUUAUCCCUGCACCAGUUAGGUGUGGCACUACAUUAGUUUGUCAUGAACAAUGUGUUAGAGUACCACCAUGUGGACAUCGUGCAGAACCUCAUGAAUGUCAUGAUGAUACUGUCAGUUGUCCAAAAUGUACGGCUUUAGUCAGUCGUGAAUGUGACUGUGGAGCCAAACUGGAUCUUCCAGGUAUUUUAUGUUCACAAGAACGUGUUUCAUGUGGUAAGAUGUGUCAAAUUCCAAAGGAUUGUGGUCAUCCAUGUUUGAGAACUUGUUCUGCUGAAUGUACAAAACUUGACAAUCAUAUUAGCUCCAAAUUGUGUCAAUCUUACUGUAAGAAAAUCAGAACCAGUUGUCCUCAUUAUUGUAAAUUAAAAUGUCACUUCAAUAAAGUUGGAGUAAGUCCAAAUUGUGACGUUGUCAGCUGUUCUGAAGAUGUUAUGGUAUCAUGUGAAUGUGGAAGACUAACUAAGAAAAUCAAGUGUGGUGCUAAUGUUGAUACUCCAUCUAGCAUUGGGUCAGUCUUGGAAUGUGACGAAGAGUGUGCAAUUAUCAAAAGAGAUGCUGCAUUGCGUGCUGCAUUUAUGGGUACACCAGAACCUGAAACAGCUGAAGAUUCUAUUCCUUAUUCUGAAUUUGUGUUGACCACUUAUGAGAAACAAAAAACUUGGUGUUCUAAAGUUGAAUCAACUAUUAAGUCAUUUAUCGAGAAUUAUAAUACCCAGAUUGAGAAUGAUGUGAAAUUACCCAAAAGAUCAUAUCAUUUCCCAGCAAUGACUUCACCUCAACGUCACUAUAUCCAUGAGUUAGCAAAAGCAUAUAAUGCCUAUACGGAAUCACAGGAUAAGGAACCUAAUAGAUCGGUGUUUUUGGUAAUCACUAGAUUAACAAAAAUUCCUUCACUUUCAGUACAUGAUGCUGUGGAAAUGUUGCAUGAAUUAGAAAAGGAAAAACUAAAGAUUGAUGAAAUGAAACAAGAAGAUAUCAAUGAGGCUUUGUUUAAUUCUAUUGUCAUUCAAGAUUUAUUCUUUGGUAUCAUUAAAGAUGAUUUAGAGCGUGAAUUAAAACCAUUUUACGAAGGACAGGAUUAUAUAUUUGAAUGGAUUAAGGAUUCAACAUUUAUCUUUUAUUCACCAGAGAAUUAUAAAUCUAUGGAUAUUGAAAAAGAAAAUAAAUUAUACAUGUUGGUUAAAACAUUCAAAAAAAUUGUUAGAGAAAAGUCAUUAGCAUUUGAUUGUAAAUUAUGUCUUGUUGAUGAUAGUGUUUCUUAUAUUUUGAAAAUCGAUGGUGCUUCCAGAGAAGCCAGUGCUCCUGCUGAAUCAGAUCAAAAAUCCAAUCAAAGCAAGAAUUCAUUUGAUAUUUUACAAAAUGAUGAAUUGGUUAAUGUAUAG